Leptopilina heterotoma is the source of this 2953-nucleotide messenger RNA. RefSeq names its product YTH domain-containing protein 1 (gene Ythdc1). NCBI's taxonomy places the organism in Eukaryota, Metazoa, Arthropoda, Insecta, Hymenoptera, Figitidae. Gene Ontology annotation, biological process: regulation of alternative mRNA splicing, via spliceosome; mRNA splicing, via spliceosome. Gene Ontology annotation, cellular component: nucleoplasm. Bases 947 to 2323 code for a protein of 458 amino acids. Gene Ontology annotation, molecular function: N6-methyladenosine-containing RNA reader activity; mRNA binding. The record is from RefSeq and is a predicted model, not a curated record. The transcript is spliced from 6 exons.
GACUACAGGCCAUGAUUUUUGGGCUUGUUGUAACAUCCAAGGACUAAAUAAAUUGCAAACAAACUUUUCUAUAGAAAAAUGAUGACAAUGCUGUCGACGAAUUUCAAGCAUGUUUUUAAGUGUUAUGGGGGCGUAAUUAAAUCCCCCUUUGAGGACGAACUUUUUUAGUUUUAUGCACGAGUUUUCAAAAAAAAGGACUCAGUUUAGUUGUUUCGAAACAGGUUUUAUAGAACUCGUGUAUAUUCUUGUUGUUUCAUCAGGACUGUUUGUCUCUUUUAACAAAAGUCCAAAAUAAAUUAGGGUUUAUUUGUAAACAAAAGAGAAAAAAAAAUUUCCAAAGCAAAUUGAAAGAAAAGUUAUUCAUUCACGGUUAAUCUUAUCAAUCGACAAAUAGAGAAAAAAAAAAUACAGAAGAAAGGACUUCUUUUAUAUUUGAAGUGCACAAAUUUUUUUCACAAGAUUUACUUUCCUCUGUAGAUAUAUAGAAUAUGGACGAUUUUUAAUCUUUUCAAAAAAAAAAUGUUAAUUGGUUUUUGAAAAAAAUUUUAAUUCAAACAUCUUAUCAGUAUAUGAUAUAGCUAUUCGAAGAUAACAAUGGACUUGACAAAAACUUCGUUUCAAAUGUUCCACAAAAGUUUUAUUCCUGAGAAACUAAAAUCCAGUAAUAUUUUGUGUCUGGACUUAUUGAUCGGGAGAGAAACUAUUAAGUUUGAAUAUAGUGUUUUCAAUUCGAAUGUAGUAUCAACUCUUAACUUGAUGGAUAUGUAUAGAACAUUAGAAAAUAAUUCGCGACUUCAUAAAUGUUGUAAGAUGAGAAAUUUAAAACAUUGGCUGUUGACAAAAGAACCUGAUUAAUUUAGAGAAAACGAGGAACAAAGCGGAUGACAUCAAUGAAAUAAUUGUUUCUGAAUUUUUCAAAGUACCUGACAAUUUCAAAUUUCAUAAAAUGGAUAGUACAGAAAAUGAUAAUCAAAAUUUAAGCGGUGGAGAAAAUGAUAUGGGUGAUGAAUUGAAAAUUGCUGCCGAUGAAACAUACGAUACACGCAGCGAAGUUUCUUCAAGUAGUUCAGAUUCGGAUUCUAGUCAACCUAGUAUCAGUUCUGUAUCGACAAAAUCGUCAAGAGGUGAUAAUAAACGAAAUAGAAAGAGUAAGGGAAAACGUGCGAGAUCGAGAGAUUUAAAAUCCUCGAGUCCCGAAGCGAAACGCGCCAGAUCCAAAGAGAGCAAGAGUGGAUCGACGAAAAAUUACGAUUAUUCGACAAAAUUAAAUUAUCUCUUUAGAGACACGAGAUUUUUUAUCAUCAAAUCCAAUAAUGCAGAGAAUAUAACGCUUUCAAAAGCGAAGGGCGUUUGGAGCACGUUACCACAAAAUGAAGCGAACUUAAAUCAAGCUUACAGAGAAUCUCGGAAUGUAAUUCUUAUUUUUUCGGUUAAGGAAUCGGGAAAAUUUGCUGGUUUCGCAAGAUUGAGCACUGAAUCCAAAAGAGAUGGGGCUCCAAUAUCUUGGGUUCUCCCUCCAGGAUUGUCGGCAAAAGCACUGGGUGGCGUGUUUAAAGUUGAUUGGAUAUGCAGAAAAGAAUUGCCGUUUACUUCCACUUUGCACCUCUACAAUCCUUGGAAUGAUGGUAAACAGGUGAAAAUUGGAAGAGAUGGUCAAGAAAUUGAGCCUCGAGUUGCCGAGGAAUUAUGCAGAUUAUUUCCCGAAGACGAUGGAAUUGAAAUGACGCCGAUUUUAAGAAAAUCCAAGGAGGCGGGAAAACAUGUUUCAAAAUCCUCGAGAAGUUAUCGAGACAGAAUUGGAAAUGGCGGCGGCGGUGGUGGUGGUGGUUCUAGAUUUCUACGAUCUCGUGGAAGAGGUCGUCGAUUGUUUCUCACGUCUAGAUCGAGAUUGGCGUCACUCGCACGAGCUGGACAUUUGCCUGAUCACAGAAGUUCCAGGGAUCAUCAUCGUUAUCAAUCGUGGUUCGGAAGGAGUGAUUCUCCUUAUUCAAAAAUGUAUGGAUCAGCCGGAAUGGGAGUUGCAGCGGCUGCCGAAGCAUAUGUAGCAGAUUAUAUGCGAACAAUGCAGCAUCAAUUGCCACCACUUCCGCCGUAUGUUACACCUCAUCCUUACGAUUCACUUCCUCCACCACCGCCUCCUCCACGUUACUACGAUGGUCUUCCAUUACCACCGGACUAUACAGCGGCAAGUUCAGCUUUAGAAAAAAGAAGCUACGAGCGGAGUGUCGAUGAAUUUUUGUGGCGAACAACAGGACGUCACAGUCGACACAGUGAUCAUCGUUCAUCGCGUGAUCAUCAUCAUCGUUAUCGUGACAGAAGAUAAAGGUUAUUCGCAUAAUAAUUGUGUUUCACUUUUUUUCAGUACUAUUUACUGUGUCCACCGCGCAAUCUGUGAGAAUAUUAUCAAUUUCGAUAAAAAGAAAAAACGACUUUUAUACGUGAUAGACAAAGGAAUCUGUAAUCUUGUAAUUGUUGAUAGAAAUUUUCAUUUUUCUAAUAUUAGUAUAUCCGAUCUCGUGAUUUUAUGGGUUGAAAAUUCCAUAAAGCAACUCUCAGCACUUUAAUAAUAAAAAAAGAAAUACAUGCGUAAGUUUAGUAAUAUUAAAAAGAAAAUAAUGAAAAAAAAAAGAAACUUUAUACUGCUUUUGUUUGCAGAUAUGUUUAUUGUAAGAAAAUGAAAAUAUUUCAAUGUGAUGUCGUGUUAAAGACGAAAGAUCACUCAUACUGUAUUAACAUUUUCUAUUUUGCAACUGGGAUUUUUUUUUCACUAAAGUAUGAAUUUUUUUUUUAUCAAUUGUUUAUAAAUUUAAUUAAAUUAUGUAUAAGAAUAAUUUAAAAGGAACAUGAAAUUCAUCUGUAUCUUAAAAUUUGGAAAAUGUAUACCUACGUUAGGGAUCUUUUAUCUCUACAUGAAUUAGUAAUUGUUGUACUAAUAAAUUAUUUGAAAAGGAAA